Molecule: messenger RNA, 6694 nt
Organism: Boleophthalmus pectinirostris (great blue-spotted mudskipper)
Lineage: Eukaryota; Metazoa; Chordata; Actinopteri; Gobiiformes; Gobiidae
Gene: myo1g
Product: myosin IG
Exons: 22
Coding region: 109-3141 (1010 amino acids)
Biological process (GO): actin filament organization; vesicle transport along actin filament
Cellular component (GO): actin cytoskeleton; vesicle; myosin complex
Molecular function (GO): actin filament binding; ATP binding; microfilament motor activity
Source: RefSeq, a predicted model, not a curated record
CUCCUGCCAGCCUCCUUCCUCUUCUGUGUACCGCUUAAAGUACACGAGUAUAAGUAUUAGUAGUACAGUAGCGCAAGUAGAAGUAUCCGUAGGAUUAGGUAGUACAAGAUGGCAGAGUUGGAGAGUUUGGAGUUUGGGAAAUCCGACUUUAUUUUGUUGGAUGAAGUGACGAUGGAGCAGUUCAUGGAGAAUCUGAAGCUGAGGUUCGAGAAGGGUCGUAUCUACUCGUUCAUCGGGGAGGUGGUGGUGUCGGUGAAUCCGUACAGACAGAUGGACAUUUACGGCGCCGACACCAUCGCCGCCUACAGAGGCCGAGAACUGUACGAGAACCCGCCCCACCUCUACUCCGUGUCCGACGCCGCCUACAAGGCCAUGAAGAGGAGGGCCAAGGACACGUGCAUCGUUAUAUCAGGAGAGAGCGGAGCUGGAAAAACCGAGGCCAGUAAAUACAUCAUGCAAUACAUUGCCGCCAUCACCAACCCCAACAUGAGAGAGGAGGUGGAGAGUGUGAAGAACGUUCUGCUGAAGUCCAACUGCGUCCUAGAAGCUUUUGGAAACGCCAAAACGAACCGAAACGAUAACUCCAGUCGCUUCGGCAAAUACAUGGACGUGAACUUUAACUUCAACGGAGACCCGACUGGAGGACACAUCAACAACUACCUGCUCGAGAAGUCUCGAGUGGUUCAGCAGCAGAGAGGAGAGAGAAACUUCCACUCAUUCUACCAGUUACUUCGAGGAGGUUCUGAGGAGAUUCUUCAAUAUCUGCACCUCCAGAACGAUCCUGCACUUUACACAUACACCAGAGAGGGCGCUGCAGCCUCUACUUCCAACAACGACCGGUCGAGCCACAAGGCGGUGCUGCACGCUCUGCAGGUGAUCGGCUUCACGGAGGAAGAGGUCAGCUCCAUCUAUGAGAUUCUGGCCACCAUCCUGCUCCUGGGUAACCUCCAGUUUGAGAGUGAGGCAGAGUCCGUCGAGGUCUCCCCUCCUGAGUCUUUGGUCCACAUCUCGGCCCUGACUCACACAGACCCAGACUCUGUGAGGAGCAGCCUGCUGUGCCGCACUGUGGCCACAGGGGGCGGCGAUGUCAUCCAGAAGCAGCACUCUGCACAGGAGGCCUGCUUCGGAAGAGACGCCUUCGCAAAGGCUUUAUACGAGAGGCUGUUUGCGUGGAUCGUCAGCCGCAUCAACAGCAUCAUCGAGGUGAAAGACUAUAACCCAGUGCUUCAUGGGAAAAACACGGUCAUCGGAGUCCUGGACAUCUACGGCUUUGAGAUCUUUGACAACAACAGUUUUGAGCAGUUCUGUAUUAAUUACUGCAAUGAGAAGCUCCAGCACCUUUUCAUCGAGCUGAUCCUCCAGCAGGAGCAGGAGGAGUACGAGAGAGAGGGCAUCGUCUGGGAACAUAUCGAUUACUGUGAUAACCAGCCCAUCGUGGACCUGGUGGAGCAGCAGCACAGAGGGAUCAUCUCCAUCCUGGAUGAGGCCUGUCUCAGUGUGGGACAAGUCACCGACACAGUCUGUCUCCAGAGCAUGGACACCAAGCUCUCCCAGCACCCACACUACACCUCCAGACAGCUGAACCCAUCUGACAAGAGCAUGGAGUUUCAGAAGCACUUCAGGAUCCAACACUACGCAGGAGAAGUCACAUAUUCCAUUGAAGGAUUCUUGGACAAAAACAAAGAUCUGCUCUUUCAGGAUUUCAAACGCCUCAUGUUCAACAGUUCAAACUCUGUGCUGCAGCAGAUGUGGCCUGACGGUCAGAUGAGCAUCACCGAGGUCACCAAACGCCCCCAGACCGCCGCCACGCUCUUCAAGAACUCCAUCAUCGCCCUGGUCCACAAACUCGCCUGCAAGGAGCCUUACUACGUGCGCUGUAUUAAACCCAACGAGGUCAAGUCCUCCGUGAUCUUCGACGACGCUCGCUGCAAACACCAGGUGGCGUACUUGGGUCUGCUGGAGAACGUGAUGGUGCGGAGAGCAGGGUUCGCCUACAGACAGCCCUACGAGAGGUUUCUGCAGAGGUAUAAGAUGACCUGUGAGUACACGUGGCCGAACCACCUGAUGAGCAGUGACCGUGAGGCGGUGAAGGCCAUCGUGUGUCAGCACGGCUUCGAGCAGGACGUGGAGUACGGAGCCACCAAACUGUUCGUGCGCUCUCCACGAUCUCUCUUCAGUCUGGAGCAGGAGAGGAACCAGCUCAUCCCCAUACUCGUGCUCUUUCUGCAGAAGGUGUGGCGUGGAGCUCUGGCCCGGAUGCGCUGUCGUAGAAUGAGGGCUAUUUACUGCAUCAUGCGCUAUUACAAACGCUACAAACUGAAGGCGCACUUCUGGGAGCUGGAGCGACUCUUCAUGAACGUGCGGAGUAUGAGCGACUACGGGCGGAGCUUAGUGUGGCCCGAGCCCCCGGCAGCUCUGAAUCGAUUCCACAAUCUCACUGUCAUCCUGUACAAGAGGUGGUGGGCUCGUCAGGUGGUUAAAAAGAUCCCCCCCUCUGACAUGCUGGAGGUUCGGUGUAAAGCAGCAGCGUGCUCGGCUCUGAGGAAGGAGAGGAAGGACUGGGGAGUGCCACGCGCCUGGGAGAGGGACUACCUCAGUAAUAGUAAAGACAGUCCUCAGACCUGCUCCAGUUUUGUCCAGUUUUACAAAGAACUCAAGAACAAAGACGAGUUCAGCCAAGUCCUGUUCUCUGGACUUAACCAGGAGGUGAAUCGCUUCAGUAAGAGCUCAGACCGCGCUCUGCUGCUCACUGACAAAUACAUCUACAAACUGGAGCCAAAGAGACAGUUCAAGAUCCUCAAGAGGGCGCCACUGGACACGCUGACCGGGGUGAGCGUGACCUCGGGGACGGACCAGAUGGUGGCGCUGCACAGCUCCUCUCAGGACGACAUCCUGCUGUGCCUGCAGAGGGGGCUGCUGAGUCCAAACCAGGACCGAGUGGGGGAGCUGGUGGGCAGCCUGGUGCACCACUUCACCAGGGUGCGUAAGGUCCCGUUCCCGGUCAAAGUGUGCAGCUCCUCUGUCCAGCUCCACAUGAGAGGAAAACCCAAAACUGUCACCGUGGAAACCAGAGCCUCUCUCAACACGGCCGACUUCAAGAAAUCUAAAGACGGGUUUAUACUUUUCACCCCAGCAAACUGAAACUACCACAACUACCACAACGAGAGUAGAGGCUCUUCUGAAGUCAGUAGAUACUUUGCAGUGACAUCGCGCGCGGGGGUGUUCUACAUGUAUGUCUAUGGUUGAAUGUUUAACAGUUAUUAUGGAGACACAUCAGCAAACACUGUCAAAAAGUUUUUAAGAUAGUGUGAACUUACAAAAUGGAUUUAAACGUCACAUUUUGAGGAGCCUGUGAUCAGUGCGAGUGUUCAUGGUUCUUUUUAGGAGUUUGGUUUUCAACAAAAAGAUGAGAGCGACUAACUGGAAAACUGUUGGGUAAUGCAAGAUUUUGACUGUAAUAUUAUUUGAGAGGAACUUUAACAGCACAAAUCAGCUACAUUGGCUCUUUAUUGUGUAAUUGUGGUCAAAUUAAGCUCAGAUUAAGUCUAACAGAGCUUCAGACAGAGCAGUGCACUCAGUUAGGAUAAUGUGGAUGACACCAGCUGCAAAGUAUCAAUAGACUUAAAGACCCUGUACUUGAUUUUACCCCAUGUAUUGUAGCAAAAACUCUUGCCCCAGUAAAGGUAAAAAAAGCCACAAAUUUUACUCAUUAUUUUGUAUUUACUUCAAAAUAAUAUUACCGUAUUUUCCGGGCUAUUAGGUCGCUCUGGAUUAUAAGACGCACUGUCAUUAAAUGGUCUAUUUUGGAACUUUUUUCACAAAUAAACCGCGUGGGACUUUAAAGGAAACCCAACAGUGUGGAUGGGUGAGUGGUUUUGUUUGUUUGUUCGUUCACAGUGACUCUGGGCUUUGUUCAGUUGUGGCGUGUAGGGAGGGUGUGUCUGGGACCAACGGAUUGUCGGCGUGUUCGCAGUGACUCAGUUGUUCAGUUGUGUCUAGAAGUGGCACAUUGGACUCGCUUUUUCGGUUCGUUCCUCCGUUCUGAUGAGUGUGUCUGUGUUUGUGUUUCGCUGUGCGGUCGCUGUCUGCUCCGUGUGUGUUUGUGUGUUCUGUGGGUGUUGUUGUUUGUAGUUUACUGAAGUCGUGCUGGGACACCUGAGUGGAUUCGUGCUCUGGAUUGUGGGGCGGGCAGUUAUUUUUUGAUGGGGUUAGAGGCUUAAGAGCGCAACUAAUAGUGCAGGAAAUACUGUAAUCAUGUAGAAGUACAAAGUAGUGGUCCAAGAAAUGACUCAAGAGUCUUUUAAAGAGUAACUGCCUGAACAUAACAUGUGAUUUAAGAUUUGAAGUGAAUGUAAUUUGAAGGACAGAACAUGAGUCAUAAGCCAAAACACAAAUGUUCAAAUCAUUUCAUAUUGUCACAUGAAACUUUUGUCACUUUAGACUCACAGUGAGAAGAGGAAGCACAACUUUUACUCAAGUAAUGUCGGACAUAUAUUGUGUGAUAUUUUUCGAUGGUUUCACUCAGCCCCAGCUCUAACUGUACGACCAAAUCACAGAGUUUAAAAGUUCACAGCUCAGGAUGUAUGUUCUCAUUAUAUGAUCCAGUGCUCGGUGGAAACCCUCACGAGAGGCGACUGGAUUUCAAACGGGUUUAAUAUUUUUGCGACCUGUGGUUACCAAUUGGGAGCUUGUCGUGAGGUAUUAAUCAGUUCUAAUUACCCCAUGUUUACUACACCAAGCAUGACACAUGAUUAAGACAAAAGACAGUGAAAAAUCAUCUCAAAAAGGGCCAAAAAUCACACAGUGUAACAUACACCGGGCUUAAUAGUACUGUUACUCUGUACUUUAUAUUACUCAACUUAGUCUACGUUCAGCCUGCAGGGCUUAAUACUUGAUUCAGAUUUUUUUUUAUUUUUUUAUUUUUUUUGCAGUGUCGUUCGCAUUUCUAAUUAAAUGUGACUUGUAUGUGAUCUCCAGUGUGAACUUUUCACUCCCCAAAAGUGUCUCACAUGAGCAUCGGAGGACACAACAAUGUCACACACACUGAAUGAAUGUGAUCUGGACGUUCAGACUGAAGUCACAUGUCACAAGAUCAGACAUGUAAUGAAUUUUAGGAGCACAUAUCCAAGUGGUCUGGGUCACAUUUGAAAAAUCAGAUCUGUAUCGUUCAGACCUUAAAAGAUCAGAUACAGGAGCAUAGGGGCGAAAUAAAUGGAUUUGGGUCGCUUCAGUCUGCAGUUUGAACGUAGCCUAAGAGUACUGUUACUGUUGUAAAAAGUUACUCAAGAAAAUGUAACUGAGCUCAUACUCACCCCUGUGUCUCAGCAAGCCCACUGUGUACUGUCUGCAUCUAAUACACACAUCAAGAAUCUCAGACUUCCACUCAUUGUGCAAUUCAUACUGGGAAGGAUUUUCUGAAAAAGUGAGCAUCAAACCUCCAUGUUUGUUUUCCCAGUGGGAUGAGUCUAUUGACAAAGUCUUUUGAACCAUAUCACUUUUGUUUCUGGUUCUGAUAUUGUCAUAUUUUAGUUUUGGGAUUCGGACAGGAUCCCGCUUUGUUGUCGCUCCACAUACUAAAUGUUCACUGCAAACUCAGGAUGAUUUAGACAGUCAGAGUUUUCCUUUUUGGUUCUUCCUGUGGAAUCAAGUCCUGCCCAUCACCUUCAUCUUUCACUGUUUUUCAAUUCCGAUGGGAAGAGAAACAGUUUGAACAGAGGUUUGAGUCACACACAUCUGAUUCACUUUUGCAUUUAUGGAGUUCACAAACACAUUUCUCGAGCCAUUUUCCGCUGUUAGAACAUUCAACAACCACACAAUUAACAAUGUCCGAAUCCCAAAACCAAAAUAUGACAAUAUCAGAACCAGAAACAAAAGUGAUAUGGUUCAAAACACUUGAAAAGAUCAACUUUGUCAAUAGACACAUCCCACUGGGAAAACAAACAUGGAGGUUUGAUGCUCACUUUUUCGGAAAAUCCUUCCCAGUAUGAAUUGCGCAAUGACCGGAAGUCUGAGAUUCUUGAUUCGUGUAUUAUAAAGAGGGUUAUUGCCUGAGUCAGCAAGUGUGCAGUCAGCAUGCUAGUUGUUUUGAGCUUUACCGUAAUGUCACUGUCAACUGUUUAAGAUAAAGUAGUUCUGUUUUUGUGUCAUUUUGAACACCAUACAUUUUCAUAAACAUUUUUUUUGAACAAAAGUAUAUAUCCGUGCAGUGGUGUAGUCGUUCAGUUUUCACCCCAUUACAAGACGGUUACCAGUUCAGUUUAUUUGCACUAUAUUUGAAAUACCCUGGCACAGUAGAGAAGUGUUAACCCUUUCACCAGAAGGUUGCUGGUUCUCAUUCUUGCCCCUCCUUGGUGAGUUGUGAGUGGAAGGGCAUCUGGUAUAAACAUCUGCUGAUCAAAGUUCAGUUUUAUACUUGUAAUGCUGUUUUUUUAAUAUUAUUUCUUAAGUUUUAUUGUAUUUUCUUCACAUUUUAAGAACAGUACGAGGAUAAAUCGUGUAUUGUGUUUUGUAGAAUAACUCCCACAGUGUUAAUGAUCUGAGAGCACUUUUCUUCCUCUUUGUUUUCACAGACGUUUAUCUUUAUGACUCACUUUGCUUUGUACAGACACGAUGGAUUGGAGCAGUUCUUUUCACAAAUGUACAAAUGGAGGAAUUCUUAUAGAAAAUAAAUUAUUAAAUGUGAUUCAAACGAUGA